Molecule: messenger RNA, 1410 nt
Organism: Entamoeba nuttalli P19
Lineage: Eukaryota; Evosea; Mastigamoebida; Endamoebidae
Product: RhoGAP domain containing protein
Exons: 2
Coding region: 1-1410 (469 amino acids)
Biological process (GO): signal transduction
Molecular function (GO): GTPase activator activity
Source: RefSeq, a predicted model, not a curated record
AUGUUACAAAAACAGUUUCAAGAUCUUAUCUUACAACCAACCAAAAUUAUAAAUAACAAAAUUGAUGAAUUAAAAAAACCAAUUAAAGAAGCAAAAAAGAAUGAAAUAAAUGAAAUUACAGCAUUUCAGUCUCAUAAAAUUCAUGAAUACUUAAAAGUUCAAACUCCAUUAUUUUUUGUUGAUUAUUUUAGAGUAUUUGUUUCACAUUAUGAAUUAGGAAAAACAUAUAUUCCAGAUUUAAAUAUAUAUCAGGAUAUGUAUAACAAAGCAGUACUUAAGUCUCAAUUAGAAGAACCUUCUUUAGAGAAAACAAUUAUUUAUAGUCAACCAUUAAUAUCAAUAUUAACUGCUGAAGGAAGAACAGUAAAUCAGUUACCAAGAGCAAUUGAAGAAAUAUUUAAAAUAUUAUAUACAAAAGGAUGUUAUACAAAAGGUAUAUUUAGAGAAAAUAGUCUUGCUAAUAAAGAUACUAUUGAUAAAUUAGUUGUAUCUAUUAGUUUUUCUUCUUUUGAACAAUACCCACCUGAAGUAACGUCUGCGGUUUUAAAAUCAUUUAUGAGAGGAAUGAUAGAACCAGUUGUUGAUAUUAAUACGGCACUUACAUUAAUAGAGACAUGGAAAAAUGUUUCAGAAUCAACAUAUGGUUUGAAAGAUAAAAUAUCAGGAGCAAUAGCACUUAUUCAAUCUCUUCCUCCUUCUCAUUUUACAAUGUUCUCUCAAUUUAUGAAACUUUGUUAUAAAAUUCAUACAUAUAGUGAUAUUAAUUUAAUGAAUGCAAAAAAUUUGGCUGUGUGUAUUGCUCCAGUAAUUAUUCAUAUUCCAAAUGAAACAUUGGAAUCCACAUCAUUAUCUAUUUCUUUUAUUACAUUUGUAAUAGAAAAUUAUCCUUCUAUUUUUCCUGAUGAUGUAGAUAAAAAUUUAUAUAGAAGAACGUUGAGUCAAAAUGUACUUCAAAUAAAACAAAAAGUGGUAGAACAUUCAGAAAUUAUUUCUCCUCAGAAACAGACGUUCUUAUCUCCUAAGAAAACAAUUCCUCUUAAAGAUAUACCAAAUCAUCAAAGAAAAAUAUCAUCUUCAUGUCCAAAUUCUCCACGUUCAAUUGGUUUAAUAAGAAGUCAACAAAAAGAAAUACACAAAACACAACAAACAAUAUCUACAUUACGUAAAAUAAAUGAAGAUAACACAAAGUCUCAAACAGAAUUAUCUUCUCCACAUAAAAUAUUACUAAAUGAAACGUAUCAAAAAUUAAAACCAUCACAUUCACAAAUUUCUAUUGAUGAAAUGGAAAACCAAUAUUCAUGUUAUAAAGAAAAUGAAUAUAAAAAAUAUCAUCCACCAAAACCAUCAGUACCAUCUUCUGUUGCAAUGUUAGCAAAAAAAUAUUCAUCAAAGACAAAUGAUUUUAAUUAA